ACAAGGGCUGCAGCAGUGACUUCUUUGGACCUGUUUUUCUACUAAGGGCAUAUGAAUGAAAAUGUGGGAAUUCUGUUAUAUUCUGCUGGUUCAGAGUACCGCCAGAGGCUGUCACCUGUGGUUCCACUAAGGUGGUUUGAAGAACCUUUUCUCAAGUCUUCUGAUUUAUUGAUCACUCAUGAUCCUGAGGCAUCACACUGAGCAGGAUACACACAUUGUACAAAUCUGGUGGAAGGAACAGAACAGGCGCCUUGUGUCAAAGUUCUGUCUGGCGUACGCCAACGGGAGGUACAACCAGGAACUCAACCCCCUCGUAUGUCUUCUGCAUCUACACAGGCCACAAUCCAGGAUCCUUUAUUCACAUGAUCAGCUUUCAGGUUAUAAAAAAAAGCCAAUGAGUUUGGGGCCCAAAAGGGAAACAUGACAGCUGUGUUCUGCUUAGGGUCUAUCUCUGGUAUCAGAGCCCUAUGGGAGGGCAGAAUCCAGAGACAACAGGAAGAGCUGAGGACCCAGAAAAUCUGCGGAGGAAAGGCGGCUUUGGGAGAUAUCUCUCAUCUCUGGGAGAGCCGCAUCCAGUUAUCCAAGCUGAAAGAGAAGGUUUACAAUGAGGAUGGAAGAUUAAUCCUAAGGAUUGAAAAGGAGGAGUGGAAGACACUGCCCGCAUGCUUGGUGAAGUUACCACAACUUCAAGAGUGGCAACUGCACCGCACAGGCCUGACCACAAUACCCAAGUUCAUUGCAAACUUUAGCAACCUCUUGGUCCUGGACUUAACGCGAAAUGUUAUUAAUAACAUUCCUCGGGAGAUCGGGAGGCUCACUAAGCUCCGAGAGCUUCUGCUCAGCUAUAACCGGAUUUCAGAGGUCCCUGAGGAACUGAGUGGCUGCGAGAGCCUGGAAAGAUUGGAACUUGCUAUGAAUAAAGACAUAGCAGGACUCCCAGAUCAGCUCAGUAAACUGACGCAGCUCACCCAUGUGGACCUCAGUAUGAAUCAGUUCUCAACCAUCCCAAAGGCAAUUUUGGAGCUCCCUGCCCUGGAAUGGCUGGACAUGGGUAGCAAUAGAAUUAAGGAGCUGCCCCAAAACAUAGACACCAUGCAGACGCUACACACCUUGUGGCUGCAGCGGAAUGAGAUCUCCCAGCUCCCUGAGUCUAUCAGCUGCCUACAGAAUCUCAACACAUUGGUACUGAGUAAUAACCUAAUGAGACAAAUCCCAACUUGUCUGCAGAGCUUGCAAACCCUCCGGUUCGUAAACUUCAGGGAUAACCCAUUGGAGCUGGAAGUUACACUGCCCCCGAGUGAAGAUGGAGAAGAGGAGGAGGAGAGAGAGCUGUUUGGGCUACAGUUCAUGCAUGCCUACAUCCAGGAGACUCUAAAGUCCAGUGACUCAGGUAUGAAGGUGCUGCCUUAAAUAAGAACUUGAAGAACAAAGAGAAAUCAGCCUUUUUUCAUGACUGAGCAGUCAGAUGG
Pseudophryne corroboree (corroboree frog) is the source of this 1469-nucleotide messenger RNA. It is a transcript of the gene LRRC39, whose product is annotated as leucine rich repeat containing 39. The record is from RefSeq and is a predicted model, not a curated record. The transcript has 10 exons. Gene Ontology annotation, molecular function: protein binding. NCBI's taxonomy places the organism in Eukaryota, Metazoa, Chordata, Amphibia, Anura, Myobatrachidae. Bases 421 to 1410 code for a protein of 329 amino acids.